AUAUUUUUUUCAAUUUAUAAAUCCUUAUGAAUGUGGGUUUAAAUCAUUUGGGACAAGGAUAAGAAAUUUUAGUUUGGGGUUUUUAUUAUUGUUGGUUUUUUUUGUGGUUUUAGAUGUUGAAAUAGUAUUAUUGUUGAAAAUGGGUUUAUCUGAUGUUUCAUGGGGUUCUUUGAUUUAUUAUUUAUUUUUUUUGAGUGUUGUUGUAUUUAGUUUUUUUUAUGAAGUAAAGUAUGACUGUUUGUUUUCAAAACAAAAAAUAAGCCUUGGGGUUUUAAAUUUGAAAAUGAAAAAGAAGAUAGGUGUGGUUUAUUUGUUUUUGGGUAUGUGGUCUGGUUUUGUUGGAUUGGGUCUUAGUAUGAUAAUUCGUUUAAAUUUAAUGAGUCCGUAUCAUAAAAUUAUUUCUACUGAGUUGUAUAAAUUUACCAUAACAAGUCAUGGAAUAGUAAUGAUAUUUUUUUUCUUGAUGCCUGUUUUAAUAGGGGGGUUUGGUAAUAUUUUGUUGCCAAUAUUUACACGACAGGGCGAUAUGAAGCUUCCACGAAUUAAUUCUUUUAGUUGCUUAUUAGUAUGUAUUUGGGUUCAGGUGUUGGGUGAACAUUUUAUCCACCACUCUCUAUAUUUUUCUGGUAGUGGUGUGGAUUAUAUGUUAAUAUCUUUACACCUAGCUGGGUUAUCUAGAAUGUUAGGGGCAUUAAAAUUUAUUAUAACCUGUAAUUGUUAUUUUUAUUCCACUUGUUCUGGCUUAGACUCUAAGCUAUACAUAGAUUGGGUACUUCGUACCCCGAUGUUUGUGUGGGUUUUGGCAGGGGCUAUAACGAUGCUUUUAUUUGAUCGUAAAUUUGGAACAUCUUAUUUUGAUCCAUUGGGUGGUGGUGAUUCUAUAAUGUUUCAACACAUGUUUUGGUUUUUUGGACAUCCCGAGGUUUAUGUUUUAAUACUACCUGGUUUUUCUAUGAUUGGGCACAUAUGUACUGAAUUAAGAAAUUGGGAGUCGCCAGUGGGAUAUUUGGGCAUGGUGUUAGCAAUGUUUUCUAUUGUUGUACUAGCCCACCACAUGUUUACAGUUGGUAUGGAUAUAAAGAGUAUAUCAUUUUUUAGUGCUGUUACAGCAUUAAUUGGUAUACCAACUGGUGGUAUAACUGGUAUAGUGUUAUCGGCCUCAAGCUUAGAUAUUAGGUUACACGAUUCGUGGUUUGUUGUUGCUCACUUUCAUUAUGUGCUAUCACUUGGUUCCUAUAGUACUGUUGUUUAUGCUCAGGCACACUGUAUUGUUUCUGGUGUUGGUUUUAAUUUGUGUUUUUUUCCGAUGCAUUAUUUUGGUAUGUGUGGUUUACCACGUCGAAUAUGGCUAAUGAUUGUUUAG
Protopolystoma xenopodis is the source of this 1363-nucleotide messenger RNA. NCBI's taxonomy places the organism in Eukaryota, Metazoa, Platyhelminthes, Monogenea, Polystomatidea, Polystomatidae. The record is from the annotation of a GenBank genome assembly.